Gossypium raimondii (Peruvian cotton) is the source of this 1664-nucleotide messenger RNA. RefSeq names its product DNA-binding protein BIN4. NCBI's taxonomy places the organism in Eukaryota, Viridiplantae, Streptophyta, Magnoliopsida, Malvales, Malvaceae. The transcript is spliced from 12 exons. Gene Ontology annotation, molecular function: double-stranded DNA binding. Bases 330 to 1490 code for a protein of 386 amino acids. The record is from RefSeq and is a predicted model, not a curated record. Gene Ontology annotation, cellular component: nucleus; DNA topoisomerase type II (double strand cut, ATP-hydrolyzing) complex. Gene Ontology annotation, biological process: DNA endoreduplication; chromosome organization.
GAACUCCAUAUGCCCCCUUCCGUUUCUCUUGUUCCUUCUUUCUCUCUUCUUCCAUUUUCAUUUCAACCGUUUCUUUUUCUCUGCUACUCAUCACUUUCCAUUUUCCUUUCUUCUUCUGUUUUUUUUUCUUCUCUUUGAUCUAUUCUACACCCGGCACCGUUGCAUUACUCUUAAUUUGUUUGGUUCUGCUACCCAGUGCACACAUUAGGCUUUUAGGGUUUCUCUGAUAACAUUUUCUUUGGAUUUUGUUUUGUGUUUUCGCAGCUUAUACUUGCUGCUGAGUUAUAAAUUUGUAUAAUCUAAUAUCAGGGAAGAAUAAUUGGUGCGGAAUGAACAACUCCAGGGAAAAUUCUCCAGACUGGCUGCGCUCUUUUCAGGCACCAACUUCUACGCUGACAUUAUCUUCGGAUUCCAAUUCUUCGCCAAAUGGUAGCCCGCGUAGGGUUGAUAAAACUGAUGCUGAUGAAGAAGAUACAUUGGAAAAGAGAAACCACGAUAAAGUAAAGCAAAAGCCUUCUGGAAAGAAGAAAAACGACGCCUUCAAGGACUCUGAAGGGAGUGAGGAGGAUGGAAAGGUCGCUAUGGAAGAAAUGUCUGAGAAACACUUGGGAUCUCAUGCAGCAAAUCAUUUGAUUUGGACGUUAUCAUCCGAUUCUGAGUCUUUUCCUGGCCAUUCUCCUCAAAGGAAGGAGAAAGUGUCUCUAUCUGAAGAGAGUGGAGAGGCAAGUGAUCCAGUUCUGACUGGCCGGGCCAACAGGUCUCCACUAAAGAAGACUUCUAAAGGAAAAUCUCCAAAGAAGGGGGUAAAAGCAAGGGGUCAGACUCCCAAAAAGGAGAAGAAUGUGAAAGAUGAUGCGAAGAUAACAGAAAAUGAUGUUAAUGUGGAAACUGCCGAGGAGGCAUUUGAAAAGCACAUUGAACCUCAUGUUUCUACCUCAAGGUUGCCUUUGGUGCUGUCUGAGAAAGUUCACCGCUCAAAGGCACUUGUUGAGUGUGAAGGGGAUUCCAUAGAUUUGAGUGGCGAUAUGGGGGCUGUUGGUCGAAUUGUAGUUUCUGGUUCUGCAUCUGAAAAUCAUGAGAUGUUCUUAGACUUAAAAGGAACCAUUUACAAAACAACAAUAGUUCCUUGCAGAACAUUUUGCAUUGUUAGCUUUGGUCAGACUGAGGCUAAGAUAGAGGCUAUCAUGAACGACUUCAUUCAGCUAAAGCCACAAUCCAAUGUUUAUGAAGCAGAAACGAUGGUAGAAGGUACACUAGAGGGCUUCUCAUUUGAUUCUGAGGAUGAAGCUGAGAAGAUGCCAAAGGCAAUUCCUCAUCAGACUGAUCAAAAUGAGGACAUUGAUGGCCAAAUGAACGGGAAAUCCAAAGGAAGAGCUGACAAAACAUCUAUGGUGUCACGGAAGAGAGGUAAAACUGGUGGAGGAAAGUCGCAGCCAGCCAAGAAAGCUAGAAAGAAGGCCAUUUCAAAGAAACCCAAGGCCAAAAAAUGAGCAGACAAAAUCUUUGUUCAAAAUUCUAUUGUAUAUGCUGCCAAUUAUGGACGCUAGCGGUUGGUAAUAUUGUAUUUCUUUAAUUGGCUUGAGUUAGCAUUUUCAUUUGCCCAAAAGAAUCAGAUUUGUUGUACUAUUCAAACAAUUAACAGUGAAGGACAGCAUUUACAAGCA